Quercus lobata is the source of this 2592-nucleotide messenger RNA. RefSeq names its product Seven transmembrane MLO family protein (gene MLO9). The record is from RefSeq and is a predicted model, not a curated record. Gene Ontology annotation, biological process: defense response. Lineage: Eukaryota; Viridiplantae; Streptophyta; Magnoliopsida; Fagales; Fagaceae. Gene Ontology annotation, cellular component: membrane.
GAAGCCAUGGCUGCCGGUGCUACAGGAGAAAGGUCUUUCCAAGAGACACCUACAUGGGCUGUUGCGGUUGUAUGUGUUGUGUUUGUGAUUAUAUCUUUAUUAAUCGAACAUGGAAUUCAUUCUCUUGGAAAGUGGUUUCGGAAACGCCGGAACAAGGCCUUGAUUGAAGCUUUGGAGAAAAUUAAAGCUGAGUUAAUGCUAUUAGGUUUCAUAUCCCUACUGCUUACAGUGGCUACAACCUAUAUCACAAGGAUAUGCAUACCUUCAAAACUUGGCAACACUAUGCUUCCAUGUAGAAUUGAUGCUACUAAGAAGGAUCAGGGAGGUGCUGGCAGGAGAAAAUUACUUUCAAAUGAUGAAAAUGUAAUGUGGCGCAGAGUAUUGGCAGGGUCUGGUGGAGAUGAUUUUUGCACAAAAAAUGGUAAAGUGCCAUUGAUUUCACAAAUAGCAGUGCACCAACUGCAUAUAUUAAUCUUCGUCCUUGCAGUUUUUCAUAUCCUCUACAGCGUCAUUACCAUGGCAUUGGGGCAAGCUAAAAUGAUGAAAUGGAAAGCUUGGGAAUCGGAAACUGAAUCCUUGGAAUAUCAAUUCACGAACGAUCCAGCACGAUUUAGGUUCACUCAUCAAACAUCCUUUGUGAGGCGUCAUUCUGGCUUGUCAAGAAUACCUGGGAUCAAAUGGAUUGUAUCAUUCUGCAGGCAAUUUUUUGGCUCGCUGUCAAAGGUGGACUAUUUGACAAUACGCCAUGGUUUUAUCAGUGCACAUUUUGCCCGCAAAUUUAAUUUCCUCAAGUAUAUUAAAAGAUCAUUGGAAGAUGAUUUUAAAGUUGUCGUGGGUAUCAGUAUUCCAUUAUGGAUGUUUGCAGUUAUUUUUUUGCUUCUCAAUGUUUACAAAUGGUACUCGCUCACCUGGUUGGCCUUAGCACCACUAAUUAUAAUUCUAUUAGUAGGCACAAAGCUUGAACUUAUUAUCAUGGAGAUGGCUCAAGAAAUUCAAGAUCGAACUGCAUUUGUUAAGGGUGCUCCAGUGGUAGAGCCAAGCAACAAGUAUUUUUAGUUUAAUAGACCCCAAUGGAUUCUCUAUUUGAUACAUUUUACCGAGUUCCAGAAUGCUUUCCAAAUGGCAUAUUUUCUGUGGACGUGGUAUGAGUUCAAGAUCACAUCAUGCUUCCACGAAAACUUGCUGUUAUUAUUGAUAAGAGUUUCCCUUGGUGUAGCCCUUCAAUUCCUAUGCAGCUAUAGCACUUUUCCUCUCUACGCCUUGGUGACACAAAUGGGUUCUCACAUGAAGCAAGCUAUCUUUGAGGAGCAAACAGCAAAAGCACUUAAGAAAUGGCAUAAGGCUGUAAAGGAUAAGAAAAAAUUGAGGAAAGGUGGAGUAGAUAGUUCUUCAGGAUUUAUGAGUGGGGAAAACACACCAAGCCGAGGGACAUCACCCAUUCACUUGCUUCACAAGCACCAGUCCAAUAAAUCAGAUUUUGAAGCUGAUCUUUAUUCCCCAAAAUCUUACCAAUCCGAUACUGACCUUCCGGAGAUUGAGGGUUCCACUACUAAUAGCGCUUUCCAAGCUAUCGGUCACGCCAUAAGGGCUGGUAGUCCGAGGUUGGCUAGAAUUGACGUGUCCCGGGACGGGUUCUUAGCCGAACACGAUCUGCCACCAGUUGUGUUGCCCGGUGUUAGAGAUCCCUACCUGGCCGAGCAGCUACCUCCGCCGAACGAGCCUGGUGUUGCCGUUCAUGCUGAAGAGGAGGCUGAAUCAUCUCGUCUUUCCCUUGAGGACGAAAUAGACGAGUUUCACUUUGAGGAGGAAGUUCAGCAGACCCCCUUGGUGGAACUUUCCGAUCCUGAAGGAGAGCGGGAUCGACAUUCUGCAGUAGGUGCCCCUCCCAUUGUUAUCUGCUCGGACGAUACUUCGGACGAAGAGACACAGCCAAUGGCAGGAAAGGGAAAAUCCCUGAAGGAACUGAUGGCCUCCCGAGGGAAAGGUCAGUCAUCGAAAGGACCCUCCCCUUCAAAAGCCAAAGCCCUUCCUCCUGUGGUCCCUCAGGGCGUUUCCGAGCCUGGCCUUAAGGUUAAUCCGGAUUUGAAGAAAAGGUCGGUUGACAUCCCCGAGGAGGGUGAGGUGGUUGCUCAGCCGACCAAACAGCAAAAGACCACCCGUGCCCCAAGGAGCAGACGGGGCAGCUCCUCGGAAAGGCGGGACGAGGAGGACACUGCUGAGGUGCGCGCCACUCCGCGCACAUGGAGCCCCAAGUUGGAGCUGGAUGGGGUUGCCAUCCCCUAUAACACCUCGGUCCGUGAGUACAACCGAGGCCGGGCUGGUUACGUGGCCGAGGCCCUAGAGCAGCCCCUGCUCCUUCCUCGAGAUAUGGAAGCUUAUAGGCGAUUCUCUCAACCUGAGCUCUUCCUAUCCCUCAAAAGGGAUCUUGCGAUGAUUACCCAGCAGGUAUUUGUGGCUGAGGAAUUUUGUCGCGGUAAUAGCAACAGGGUUGAGGUCGAGAACCAAGCUCGGGCGGAGGUGGAGAAAGCCUUGGGGUCCCUCAAGCAUGAUCACGCCGAGCUCAUGAAUAAGUUCAAGGACUCGGAGAACUAG